AGGAUAUGCUGGACAGCUUUGGUGAAACCUUCUCGCAAGGCCCUGGUUCCACUCCGGGUAGUCGGACCGCGCCUAACUAUGGGAACCUCUACUUGGAUGGCCUCAUCACAAACAUAGACACACAUGGACAGCCACGGACGUCCUGUGUGUUGUGGUCACGAAAUCCAUGGUUCAACCAGAGUCUCACCAAACCGUCCAAACCGGCCAUCUUGGAGGUACCAACGACCGAGGUUCGGUCCAAGGCGUAUAUCUCUACAACCAGAAGGAAUUUAAAUAUGAAACCAAUUUUAUUGGAUUAUACACUCAAGAAGGAGUCCAGCCCAAUUGGAAUCGAGCAAACAUAUUCACGGAGCAAGAAGUUAUGAAUUUUACAAGUCAGAGGUUUUCCAGCCCGUCCAUCUGCGCGUAUCCGACUUUAGAAGGAAAUUCCAGCCCAAGGAAGGAGCGACCUGAACCAAAGCCCAUCAUAGGAUUCAAGAGGGAUCUCUCAGGUUUCCAUAAAGCCGAAGAUCAGGAAAAAUGGCCCCGGAAUUUUGAAGUUAUGAUCCAAUCUCCAAAACCGGUCAAACCAGUUCUACACUUGCCUCAAUUGGAAGCUAACCGGUUCAAUCAGCUUCAAACUAGACAUUGGCGACCAGGAGAUAUAUCUAUGCAUUCAGAAAGUCUAUCCAAUGGUCCAGAAGAGUCAUACAAGUUCAUUCCAUGCACCAGCCCACAUAGGAUCAGGAGGAUCCUCAUUAACCCCAACUUGCCUUAUUUGGAGCUUCUUGCCAUCCAGCUCCAACAGCUCUUUUUCUUUCAGAUUAGGCACGCCUCAGCACCCUCAAAACCAUAAAGAAGGUUCCCAGGAAGCUUAGUUAUCCCCUCAAACCGUCCAGAUACAAGGAGAACACCAUCUACAUUCAUUUGGCCAAGAUUCUCAUCAUAAAGCCUCCAACGGCUAGUUUUCAUGGAGCCAUCAAUUCCUUUGCUUCCAAGUUUAUUAUUUCGACUUUAUUAGUUUCCUUAUGUCAUUUUAUGACUGUUAGAGAGUCCCAGUAGUCGAGCCUAUAAAGCUCAAGUUGUUUCUUCAUUGUAAAUCCCCCUUGAACUUUUAUGAAUGAAAAUACAGUUUUUCUAGUUUCUCAAAAACUAUUGUUCUAAGUCUUAGAGUAUUGUGAGAAGCAGCUCUUGAGCAUCCAGACUUAUCAAAGCCUCCUUUCACAGAGCUUUGUGGCGUCCAUCAUCCCAUUUCCAUCCACCAAUCGAUCUUGAGAGUGAUACACAUCCAGCAAGACCGGUUCCAUCUUCAUUCAUCUUCCAUCCAUCGAUCCUUGUUGAGAGUGAUACACAUCCAGCAACAAAGAUCCCAUAUUCAUCAAUCUAUCAUUUUUCUAUUUGUUUUUAUUCAUAGUAUCAUUUUGAUUCAUAUUCAUAUUUGCUUCUGUUUGCAUUAUAAAACUAAAAACUCAUAAAAAUCGGUUCUCUUUGUUUUCAGGUUUAAACCUUGGUUCCACCAUUCUAUUAAUUCGUGGAUUACCCCCCUGUGCCUACAACAUUUUGGUAUCAGAGCUGAAGCUCCUGAAUCAGAUCACUGUAUCCUUGCAUCAUUCAUAUUUGUUUGCAUUUGUUUUCAUUUAAAAAAAAAAACAGUUUUUGCAUUGUUAUUGUUGUUCUUAAGAAAAGAAAACUAAAGAAGAAGGAGUUGUCUAGUUUGAUCCACGAAAUUCUUUUGAAAUACUUGUCUAGUUGUUUGCAUUCAUUCCCCCAGCUCCACUUGCCAUAUUUAGAUUUUGUGCAUUCAUUUAAAAAAAAAAAAAUCUGCAUUUUCAUAUUUGUUUCUUGCAUAAGAAAAUUCAAAAAAAAAAUAAGUGUUUGUUUUCUUUCCAUAUUUUCUUUUCACUUGUGUUAAUUGUCAUUCCAUAUUGAUUCAUUUCGUUUUUGCAUUGAGAAAACCAAAAGAAAAAUUAUUUUAGCAUAGUUUAUUUCAUUUCGGUUCAUAAUUGUAAUUUUUCGGUUUAAUUUUAAUUAGCUUGCAUUUUUGGUUCUUAUUUUGAUUCGACCAGGAUUUUUCCAUACCUUCACUUGAUCUUUGAGAGUGUUUUCAGGAAGCCAUGGUAGGAAAAACACACGGCCAAAGUCAGAUGGCCAAACAGAACCAACAGUUGACAGCUUUGCAAGAGAUCAAUGAUCGGAUUGCUCAGUUGAGGAAAAGAAACAAGGCACGAGUCCAACGUCCACAGCAAGGAGAAAGGAGAUUUGGAGAUGCACCAGAGGCUGUCUAUGUUGAGCCCAAGCCACCAGAUCCUUCAAGGAUCAAUCAACAUCCAACUUCUCAAACCCAUACUCAUCAUGUUGCUAAUUCUCGGUUUGAUCAUAAAUCUUUUGCUGAUAAAAUUGAACUCUUUACAUUUUCAGGAGGAAGAAGCUACCUAUUUUGGGAGAGGAACCUUGAUGAAUGGUUUCACUACAACAACAUUCUGAAAGAAGAGAGACUAUCUUAUGCCAUUGAUCAACUAAGAGGUAAUGCCUUUAAAUGGUGGGUACAAGAAGAAGAUGAUAGAUUGUUUUACAAGGAGCCAGCUAUCAAAACGUGGAGAGACCUUAAGGAAGUCAUGAGGGAUGAAUUUUCACCAGAACUCACAAGUUCUAAGAUCCGAAAGAUAUACCCAAGGAGGUAUCUAACUCAUGUUUCCAAAGAAAAGCCAGAACCUGUUAUUGUCCAAGUAAUGGCUAAGGUAAGUCCUAUACUUGAUAAAUCAGUUAAUGAAUCAUCUACCACUUGUAUGAGUCCCUUGUAUUUGUCCAAGAAUGUUAAGACAGGUCCUGAGGUCCAGAAAGAGACGAACUCAACAUCCUUGUUGAGAUCAAAAGUUGUCCAUGAUUUAAGUCCAAAAGACAAAGAGAUUUUAAACACAAAUAAAGAAGAGCCAACAAGCCAAGGUAAGUCUUCUAACUCUGAGAAUUUGAAAUAUCAGACAUGUUAUAGAUGUCAUAAGAAAGGACACUAUGCUGUAGUUUGUCCUACUAAGCAAGCAUUGAUAGAAACAUCACUAGAAGAGAAAACAGAUUUAUCUAUGAAAAGUGAUAGUUUUAUUCAAUCUGAUUUAUUGGUUCCAAGAUCUUGUGUAAUGCACUUGUCUUUGUCAAAAGGUGUUGUAACAGGACUUAAGGAGCAAGAAUUCAAAAGAAAGAAAUCACCAGGCGUCACCCUUGUGAUAGACCAGAAGAUGGCUCAAGACACAAAGUUGUCCAUGUUGCUUAAAGAAGCAAAACCGGUCAUAAAAGUAUCCCACCAAGGUAAGUUUCUAACACCACCUUUGGAUACUAGUAGUGACGUGUGUGUUCUUGGUACAGGGAGAACAAAUGAAAGCUAUAAGCUUAUUGUAGUUCCAAAGAAAGAACCAGACCCUAAGCUCAGCCAUGAACCCACUUCUAAGUGGAAACCGAAAUCUGAACAAUCCAUUGUUCAAGUUCCAAAACCUAUGGUAAGAUUCCUUUUAGAUCAGAAUAUUCUUAAUAUUUCAAUGACAGAUAUAAUGCACUUGCUUUUUGUCCAGAAUGUUGAGAAUUUUUCAGGUUGCAAAGAAGAAAGCUUCAAAGAAAUCCCACCAGAUUAUCUUAUGUUGCUAGGAGGAUCAACUCCAAAGAUGAUCAGAAACGUGGCCACCAAAAAUUUGAAGGACCAUCAACUCCAGAGGAUAAGAAAUGACCAUUUCCAGAGCAGAGGCGUGAUCCAUUCCUAUUUUUUCAAAGGAUAACCACCUGAUACAAAUUCCAUUCCCAAACCGAAACAGUUUCAAGGUAAGGUUUUAGAAUCUCAAAAGAGGAUGAAAGCUGACUUGCUCUAUCUUGGUGCAGGUUACAUAGUUUCGAGGUCGAAACCUUGUCAAGAGGGAGGGGAUGUUGUGGUCACGAAAUCCAUGGUUCAACCAGAGUCUCACCAAACCGUCCAAACCGUCCAUCUUGGAGGUAUCAACGACCGAGGUUCGGUCCAAGGCGUAUAUCUCUACACCCAGAAAGAAUUUAAAUAUGAAACCAAUUUUAUUGGAUUAUAAACUCAAGAAGGAGUCCAGCCCAAUUGGAAUCGAGCAAAACUAUUCACGGAGCAAGAAGUUAUGAAUUUUACAAGUCAGAGGUUUUCCAGCCCGUCCAUCUGCGAGUAUCCGACUUUAGAUGGCAAUUCCAGCCCAAGGAAGGAGCGGCCUUAACCAAAGCCCAUCCUAGGACUCAAGAGGGAUCUCUCAGGUUUCCAUAAAGCCCAAGAUCAGGAAAAAUGGCCCCGGAAUUUUGAAGUUAUGAUCCAAUCUCCAAAACCGGCCAAACCAGUUCUACACUUGCCUCAAUUGGAAGCUAACCGGUUCAAUCAGCUUCAAACUAGACAUUGGCGACCAGGAGAUAUAUCUAUGCAUUCAGAAAGUCUAUCCAAUGGUCCAGAAGAGUCAUACAAGUUCAUUCCAUGCACCAGCCUACAUAGGAUCAGGAGGAUCCUCAUUAACCCCAACUUGCCUUAUUUGGAGCUUCUUGCCAUCCAGCUCCAACAGCUCUUUUUCCUUCAGAUUAGGCACGACCUCAGCACCCUCCAAACCAUCAAGAAGGUUCCCAGGAAGCUUAGUUAUCCCCUUAAACCGUCCAGAUACAAGGAGAACACCAUCUACAUUCUUUGGCCAAGAUUCUAAUCAUAAAGCCUCCAACGGCUAGUUUUCAUGGAGCCAUCAAUUCCUUUGCUUCCAAGUUUAUUAUUUCGACUUUAUUAGUUUCCUUAUGUCAUUUUAUGACUGUUAGAGGGUCCCAGUAGUCGAGCCUAUAAAGCUCAAGUUGUUUCUUCAUUGUAAAUCCCCCUUGAACUUUUAUGAAUGAAAAUACAGUUUUUCUAGUUUCUCAAAACUAUUGUUCUAAGUCUUAGAGUAUUGUGAGAAGCAGCUCUUGAGCAUCCAGACUUAUCAAAGCCUCCUUUCACAGAGCUUUGUGGCGUCCAUCAUCCCAUUUCCAUCCACCAAUCGAUCUUGAGAGUAAUACACAUCCAGCAAGACCGGUUCCAUCUUCAUUCAUCUUCCAUCCAUCGAUCCAUGUUGAGAGUGAUACACAUCCAGCAACAAAGAUCCCAUAUUCAUCAAUCUAUCAUUUUUCUAUUUGUUUUUAUUCAUAGUAUCAUUUUGAUUCAUAUUCAUAUUUGUUUCUGUUUGCAUUAUAAAACUCUAAAAACUCAUAAAAAUCGGUUCUCUUUGUUUUCAGGUUUAAACCUUGGUUCCACCAUUCUAUCAAUUCGUGGAUUACCCCCGUGUGCCUACAACACAAUUUGGUAUCAGAUCC
Messenger RNA from Brassica rapa (field mustard), 5292 nucleotides. RefSeq lists its product as uncharacterized. Gene Ontology annotation, molecular function: nucleic acid binding; zinc ion binding. The record is from RefSeq and is a predicted model, not a curated record. NCBI's taxonomy places the organism in Eukaryota, Viridiplantae, Streptophyta, Magnoliopsida, Brassicales, Brassicaceae.